This is a messenger RNA of Drosophila subobscura, 585 nucleotides long. RefSeq lists its product as uncharacterized. The record is from RefSeq and is a predicted model, not a curated record. The transcript has 2 exons. NCBI's taxonomy places the organism in Eukaryota, Metazoa, Arthropoda, Insecta, Diptera, Drosophilidae. The coding region runs from base 1 to 516 and encodes 171 amino acids.
AUGUUGAAAUUAUUCACAAUUAUUUCGCUGCUUUUCUUCCACCAUUUGGUGGCCACGCAGGCUACGGGCAAGUGCAGAUUCAAUGAGAAGUAUUUUGAUAACUUCACGAUGACCAUCGUCAACAACACCUUGGACUUGGACAUGGUGACUCCCAGGACUAUUCCACGUGGCCUAAAGGUCCUAAUCGAUGUCCAGAUCAGCCUUGACAUGGGGAAGAGCUACCAGCGGCUCUUCGCUCACAUCCUGGAUGCCUGCAGCGUUGUCUCCUCGGUAAAGACCAGCAUUUUUAAGAGCUGGUUCGAGAGCAUGCGCAAGCACGGAAACUUUAUGGCCAACUGCCCAGUGCCCGAGGGCCAUUACUUCCUGCGCAACUGGAAACUGGAUUCACAACUGGUGCCGAACUAUCUGAUGCCCGGCGACUAUCGCGUAUUGGUGCACUUUUUCUACGGCAAGCAGAAGACCAACCAUGACGAGUUUGCCCUCGACAUGGACAUCUACGCGAUGGUGUCGAAGUAAUAGAUUUAUUAGGAAUAGCUCUGCGGACUUACACUGCAUUUGGUUAACAAUUAAAAAUCUGGUAUAAGG